Molecule: messenger RNA, 621 nt
Organism: Molossus molossus (Pallas's mastiff bat)
Lineage: Eukaryota; Metazoa; Chordata; Mammalia; Chiroptera; Molossidae
Product: gastrokine-3-like
Exons: 6
Coding region: 1-621 (206 amino acids)
Biological process (GO): regulation of cell population proliferation
Source: RefSeq, a predicted model, not a curated record
AUGGACUACACGCGGGGACUACGGAGAGCCAGAUCCGCUGAGCACCUCGGCAUAGGAUGGGAAGAACUGGAAGACAGGACUACAAAGAUCGCGUCUUCCAUCCUCGUGGUCCUCCUCCUCACGUCAUCUCUGGCCCUGACGAACACCAGUGACAGCCAUCCUCUGGGUGGAUCUGUUGGGACCCAGAGCAUCCAUGUCAAUGUCUUCCGAGGUACGGUCAGCAUCCGAGACAACAAUGUUUUGAGUGAAUGGGAUGGAGUCUUGGACUACAAGAAUGCCCUCUUGGUGGCUAAGCUGUAUAGCAAGAUGGCUUGUGUCUUGGCCAAAAUGGAUCAAGAUGCCUUCCCAACUCUGGAUGACAUUACCAAGGCCCUGGACCACCAGGCUUUAAAGCAUUAUCCAUCCACGCGCGGCCUGACCUACACGGUUUUACCCAGCCGGGUCAAGAACUUAUCACAGUACGGAAUGCCCAUCAAGGACAUGUGCCGGGAGGUCCCUACCUACUUUGCCCAGCAGCAAAAAGAAGGUGCUGUACUGGCAGUUAACCCUGACUCGUGUUUUGAAGUGCAGCUUCUGUCCUUUAUGGGGCUCUCCAUCUGUGGUGAGAUCCCUGGGCUCUGA